Messenger RNA from Mus pahari (shrew mouse), 7037 nucleotides. It is a transcript of the gene Itsn2, whose product is annotated as intersectin 2. The transcript has 30 exons. Gene Ontology annotation, biological process: endosomal transport; positive regulation of Rho protein signal transduction; clathrin-dependent synaptic vesicle endocytosis. Gene Ontology annotation, cellular component: presynaptic membrane; intracellular vesicle; clathrin-coated pit. The record is from RefSeq and is a predicted model, not a curated record. Lineage: Eukaryota; Metazoa; Chordata; Mammalia; Rodentia; Muridae. Gene Ontology annotation, molecular function: protein binding; molecular adaptor activity; calcium ion binding. The coding region runs from base 229 to 3765 and encodes 1178 amino acids.
UUGUUGUGGGGCUGAGGCGGCGCCGGCGGAGAGCCCAGCAGCCGUGACAGGCUGCGCAACAGGUUCGCUGCGGCCGGCCUGACGACUGACCCGGCGGCGGCGGCCGCGGCACGGCAGGGUCUUCCCGGAGCCUGGCCGCGCCCGCGCGCCGGUGCGGAGGAGCGCGCGGGGUCGCGCCGGGACGCGCGCGAGGCGCCAGAUGGCUGAGAGCUGCAAGAAGUCAGGACCAUGAUGGCUCAGUUUCCCACAGCGAUGAAUGGAGGGCCAAAUAUGUGGGCUAUUACAUCUGAAGAACGUACUAAGCAUGAUAAACAGUUUGAUAAUCUCAAGCCUUCAGGAGGUUACAUAACAGGUGAUCAAGCCCGUACUUUUUUCCUACAAUCAGGUCUGCCGGCCCCGGUUUUAGCUGAAAUAUGGGCCUUGUCAGAUCUGAACAAGGAUGGGAAGAUGGACCAGCAAGAGUUCUCUAUAGCUAUGAAACUCAUCAAGUUAAAGCUGCAGGGCCAACAGCUGCCUGUAGUCCUCCCUCCUAUCAUGAAACAACCCCCUAUGUUCUCUCCACUAAUCUCUGCUCGUUUUGGGAUGGGAAGCAUGCCCAAUCUGUCCAUUCAUCAGCCAUUGCCUCCAGUUGCGCCUAUAACAACACCCUUGUCUUCUGCUACUUCAGGGACCAGUAUUCCUCCCCUAAUGAUGCCUGCUCCCCUAGUGCCUUCUGUUAGUACAUCCUCAUUACCAAAUGGAACUGCCAGUCUCAUUCAGCCUUUAUCCAUUCCUUAUUCUUCUUCAACAUUGCCUCAUGCAUCAUCUUACAGUCUGAUGAUGGGAGGAUUUGGUGGUGCUAGUAUCCAGAAGGCCCAGUCUCUGAUUGACUUAGGAUCUAGUAGCUCAACUUCCUCAACUGCUUCCCUCUCAGGGAACUCGCCUAAGACAGGAACCUCAGAGUGGGCAGUUCCUCAGCCUUCAAGAUUAAAGUAUCGGCAAAAAUUUAAUAGUCUAGACAAAAGCAUGAGUGGAUACCUCUCAGGUUUUCAAGCUAGAAAUGCCCUUCUUCAAUCAAAUCUCUCUCAAACUCAACUAGCUACUAUUUGGACUCUGGCUGACAUCGAUGGUGAUGGACAGUUGAAAGCUGAAGAGUUUAUUCUGGCGAUGCACCUCACUGACAUGGCCAAAGCUGGACAGCCACUACCACUGACGUUGCCUCCCGAGCUUGUCCCUCCGUCUUUCAGAGGGGGAAAGCAAAUGGAUUCUGUGAAUGGAACUCUGCCUUCAUACCAGAAAACACAAGAAGAGGAGCCUCAGAAGAAACUACCAGUUACUUUUGAGGACAAACGGAAAGCCAACUAUGAACGAGGAAACAUGGAGCUGGAGAAGCGACGCCAAGUGUUGAUGGAGCAGCAGCAGAGGGAGGCUGAGCGCAAAGCCCAGAAAGAAAAGGAAGAGUGGGAGCGGAAACAGAGAGAACUACAAGAACAAGAAUGGAAGAAGCAGCUGGAGUUGGAGAAACGCUUGGAGAAACAGAGAGAACUGGAGAGACAGCGGGAGGAGGAGAGGAGAAAGGAGGUAGAAAGACGAGAGGCAGCAAAACAGGAGCUUGAAAGACAACGCCGUUUAGAAUGGGAAAGAAUCCGUCGACAGGAGCUUCUCAAUCAAAAGAAUAGAGAACAAGAAGAGAUUGUCCGGUUGAACUCUAGAAAGAAAAGUCUCCACCUUGAACUGGAAGCAGUGAAUGGAAAACAUCAGCAGAUCUCAGGUAGACUACAAGAUAUCCGAAUCAGAAAGCAAACACAGAAGACUGAGCUACAAGUUUUGGAUAAACAGUGUGACCUGGAAAUUAUGGAAAUCAAACAACUUCAGCAAGAGCUUCAGGAAUAUCAAAAUAAGCUUAUCUACCUGGUCCCUGAAAAGCAGCUAUUAAACGAAAGAAUUAAAAACAUGCAGCUCAGUAACACACCUGAUUCAGGGAUCAGUUUACUUCAUAAAAAAUCAUCAGAAAAGGAAGGGUUAUGCCAAAGACUUAAAGAACAGUUAGAUGCUCUUGAAAAAGAAACUGCAUCUAAGCUCUCAGAAAUGGAUUCAUUUAACAAUCAACUGAAGUGUGGGAGUAUGGAGGACUCUGUUCUUCAGUGCCUUUUGUCUCUGCUAAGCUGUCUCAACAACCUCUUCCUCUUACUUAAGGAACUCAGAGAAAGCUAUAAUACACAGCAGUUAGCCCUUGAACAACUUCAUAAAAUCAAACGUGACAAAUUGAAGGAAAUUGAAAGAAAAAGAUUAGAGCAAAUUCAAAAAAAGAAACUAGAAGAUGAGGCUGCAAGGAAAGCAAAGCAAGGAAAAGAAAACUUGUGGAGAGAAAGUAUUAGAAAGGAAGAAGAGGAAAAGCAAAAACGACUCCAUGAAGAAAAAUCACAAGACAAAACUCAAGGAGAGGAACGAAAAGCUGAGGCAAAAGAAAGUGAGACAGCUAGUGCUUCAGUGAGCUACAGAGCAUUGUACCCUUUUGAAGCAAGAAACCAUGACGAAAUGAGUUUUAAUUCUGGGGAUAUAAUUCAGGUUGAUGAAAAAACCGUAGGAGAGCCUGGUUGGCUUUACGGUGGUUUUCAGGGAAAGUUUGGCUGGUUCCCGUGCAACUAUGUAGAAAAACUGCUGUCAAGUGAAAAAGCUCUGUCCCCUAAGAAGGCCUUACUUCCUCCUACAGUGGCUCUCUCCGCUACCUCAACUACUUCCCAACCACUUUGUUCAAAUCAGCCAGCAUCAGUGACUGAUUAUCAGAAUGUAUCCUUCUCAAACCUUACUGUUAACACAACAUGGCAGCAGAAGUCAGCUUUUACCCGCACUGUGUCCCCUGGAUCUGUGUCCCCAAUUCACGGACAGGGGCAGGCUGUAGAAAACCUGAAAGCCCAGGCCCUUUGUUCCUGGACGGCAAAGAAAGAGAACCACCUGAACUUCUCAAAGCAUGACGUCAUUACUGUCCUGGAGCAGCAGGAAAACUGGUGGUUUGGGGAGGUGCACGGAGGAAGAGGAUGGUUCCCCAAGUCUUACGUCAAGAUCAUUCCUGGGAAUGAAGUAAAGCGAGGAGAGCCAGAAGCUUUGUAUGCAGCUGUAAAUAAGAAACCUACCUCCACAGCCUAUCCAGUUGGAGAAGAGUACGUUGCACUUUACUCAUACUCAAGUGUGGAGCCCGGGGACUUGACUUUCACUGAGGGUGAAGAGAUACUAGUGACCCAGAAAGAUGGAGAGUGGUGGACAGGAAGUAUUGGAGAGAGAGCUGGAAUCUUCCCGUCCAACUACGUCAAACCAAAAGAUCAAGAGAAUUUUGGGAAUGCUAGCAAAUCCGGAGCAUCAAACAAAAAACCCGAGAUCGCUCAAGUAACUUCAGCGUAUGCUGCUUCAGGGACUGAGCAGCUCAGCCUUGCGCCAGGACAGUUAAUAUUAAUCUUAAAGAAAAACACAAGUGGGUGGUGGCAAGGAGAGCUACAGGCCAGAGGGAAGAAACGACAGAAGGGAUGGUUUCCUGCCAGCCACGUAAAGCUACUGGGUCCAAGCAGUGAGAGAACCACGCCUGCUUUUCAUGCUGUAUGUCAAGUGAUCGCUAUGUACGACUAUAUAGCGAAUAACGAAGAUGAGCUCAAUUUCUCCAAAGGACAGCUGAUUAAUGUUAUGAACAAGGAUGACCCAGACUGGUGGCAAGGAGAAACCAAUGGGCUGACUGGUCUCUUUCCUUCAAACUAUGUUAAGAUGACAACAGACUCAGAUCCAAGUCAACAGUGACCCAAUGUUGUCUUCCAGUUGUGAAAGCACCCCAGAGACCCACUAUCCAAGUUUGACUCUAGCGUGGAGGCAGGGCAGGCAGCCCUGAUCAAAUAUCUCCUACACAAUUCGUUUACUUCGUUUGAAUGUUAGAGCCACUUGUGAUUAUUUCUAUGUGUUUCUAAUUUACAGUUAAAAUUUAUUUGUAACAAUUUCAAGGAUAGUGGGUCUUUGUGUGGCUUUCCCUGCUGUUCUCUCUGGCAUCCUUUAGCAUUUUUCUUCUUUUUUUUAAUUUGGCACUUGUAGGUCAUUAGCAUGCAUAUUCAGUUUGCCCUGACGUGGUGGGAGUACAAACACACAAAGACCCACUAUUGCACAAACUGUUCUCUCUGGUUUGGAAUGGUCUGCCAUGCUUUUCCAAUGCUCUUGCAAAUUGUAUAUUCAUUACAGAAUUAAGAUGACGUUUGCUUAUGUUCUGCUAUUACAUUUGAUCUAACCCUAAUCACAGGGCCCAUAAUUGGGCCCAUCUGUGAUUUGCCCUCAGAUAAGCACUGUCUGGUACUUUCUAAUGUGCCACUAUGAGUACCAGUAGUUAGGUUUGUAUGAAGGCCGAGAACUGGAGAUAGCCUUUUCUAUAAUUCCUCUGUAAACCGAGCAGGAGCACUAAUAUUGGGGGACCUUGCUGGGUCUCACAGAAGAGGAAAGCAGUGUGCUCUGCCCAGUGAAUGUAGAGUAGUGAAUGUUGAGUCUCUCAGCUGCCCACGAAUGGUCUUAGGCGCUCUAGACUGCAGAGCUAAGCUGCUCUGGGCUCCAACACACAGUGCUUCAUUGAUGACAUAAAGAUAGACUAUUUUCAAGAAUGGAAAGUUUCCACCACUGUCUGUAAGGUAAGAAACUGUCCCUAUCUUAGAGCACUUAUAUCAACAAUAUAUUCUAAAGUAGAAUUUAUGUUAUCUCUGUAGUCAGGUGACUACUUACCCUAGUAUACAAAAUAACACUUGUUGGCAUUCAUAAUGCAUUUAGUAAAAUCCAUAAGGAAACCUUGAAGAGUUUGUAGCAAACCUGAAGCCUUCAUGUAGGCUUUAGCCAAGGACCCCAUAGCAUAGGGAGAGCGCACGAGAGCUGGCAUUCCUCUGUGCCCAGGAGGCUUCUUAAGAGAUUAGAAUAUUGCUGUUGCUGUCUACGCAUUACUGGUUAACAGUCGUCAGGCUCCCACAUUGGCUACUUUGGCAUAGAAUUUUACUUCUUCCUUUGAGUGGAAAGCACCCUAAACAUAAUAGACAUUAUUAUAAAUUAAUAUGUGUAAUAGCACUUAGCUGAUAUGAGUUUUAAUACAGUAUUAAACCAUAUUUGAAAAUCAAUGAGCAGUUUAUGCAAUUUAAAAUGUUUACAAAUUGCUGUGCAAUCUACUGUUUGUGAACUGUCAGAUAGGUGUGUAUACAAUCAGAGUCUUACUCCUCACAGCGUUCUUUGAGAAAGCAAACUAUGCUUUUAUACCUCUCGCUUUAAUUUAAAGGCAUAUUUUGUGCAAUAUUUAUGUUAAUGUGCCUAUAUAUAAUGAAUGAAUGAUUACAAUCAUGCGUUGCCUAAAUCAUGACUUGAGAAAAAAAAAACCCAACAGUUUAGUUACAAUUUUACAAAACCCAAAUAUCUGUACUGGAAACAUUCACAUUCUUGAGGUUAUUAGGAGAUGUAUGUGUGCUCCCUGGGUGGGGAUUUCUGUAGAGUCCUUAGACCACCUCCAUUUUAGCAUUUGCCAUCAUGAAGUAUUUUAUAUAAAAUUCAUAGGAAAGCAAUAAUUUCAGUUUACAGAUGGAUAAGAGAAUUGCCUGCAGUCACUAAAAGAAAAUGCAAAGACUGAUUCCAAACUGACUUUUCCACAGUAUAUAGAUGACCUGAUUUUUCUUUUUGUCUCAUCAACAUUCUGCCUAUACAUCCUUAAAUUCCACGUGUGGACAGCCACUUUAUAUACUGAGGUCAGAAAUCCAGCUCCACUAAUUAACAGCAUUGUUUCAUAAAGUACCUUUUUUCUUUAUAAUUUUUAUUUGGGGCUUCUCAACUAUACUUAUAAAUUUAUCCAAAAAUAUUUUUAUAGGUCAAAUCCCUUUGCCAUCAUGAAAAGUAGAUUACUAGCCAAGUGUGGUGGUGCAUGCCUUUAGUCCCAGUACCCAGGAGGCAGACAGGCAGAUCUCUGUGAGUUCGAGGCCAGCCUGAUGUACCGUGUGAGUCCAGGAUAGCCAGGGCUUUGUUACACAGAGAAACUCUGUCACAAAACAACAAAAUAGAUUCUUGGAACUGGCAUUCAGGUUGAGCUCAGCAUCUACAAUCAGUCUGAAAAUACGUUCAACAGGUAGGUGCCUGUGGAGUAAGUCACACGCUGGCCCAACAAUCGAAGCAAAUGUCAGUACAGCAAGUAAACUCACUGUGUUAACCUACUACUACUGUGUAGUGUAGGCAUUUUGUCAUAUACCUGAUAGAAAGCUGCAAGAAAGGAAGUUAAGUGACAUACAUCGUUUACAUUGCUCUUAUAAGUGCAUGCAGUCUGUUGCAAUCCCUCAUCCAGCUGGGUGUUUGCUCUCUUCCUGAUUUAAAGUAAGGCAGCUUCUGUGGCUUAGGAGUUCAUUGGAGACAUAAUUUACACAUUAGAACACAGUGGAUCAACUUGAACUUGUAGAAGAUACCAGUUUAAGAGCACACUGUGUGACAGGCAUUUCUAAAGCAUGCACUUGAACUUGAUGGGUGUUCCAGCAGUGAGGAAAAGGCUAUAGCCAAAGCUGUCAUUUUAGAAAAAUUAAAACCUAAAAGUUAACCUUAUUGAUUAUAUUCUUUCUCGGAUUCUUUGAGAAAUUUUAAAAUAAUGCAAUACUUAAAGCAGUAAUUGUUUUAAAAUACAGUGUGAUACUAGAGUUCAAAAGAAAGUGACUAAGGCCGGGAGGAAGGCAGAGAAAGAAGUGCCAGGUCCAGUCCAAAGCUUUAUUUGCCAAGUUUUCUUAGUAUGAAAUUUACCAAGUUAUGAGUUCUUGUAAAUAAGUAACAGAAUCCUGAGAAACCUGUGCCUGAAUGGCAUUAUUAGAUGCUGCUGUGAUGCUACUGUAAUGUAAUAAACUAUUAAAUUGUUGCAAAGUGAUGUAUUUGCCUUAAAUUUUUAUUUUGUGUGUCUUGAAAACUAUAGUAUUAAAGGUAUUGAGAUUGUGCAAAUGCUGGGCACGCUUGGCAUGAAAUAAUCUGUUUUUAUUUUUACACAGUUGUAAUAUAACUAUGCAAGUGUGUUUAUUAAAAGAACACAAACUCCA